UACAAAUGUUUCAUUAAUCGACCGGACAGAUUCGUACCGCAAAUAUUAGGGAAAAUGAAUCGGAACCUCCUUCCCCAUCGGGAUCAUGCAAUAACGUGUCGUUGAACGCGAUAAGCGCCUGGGCAGCCAAGUUUCCCCCCACUCCCUGGCUAUCGUGUGGCAACGUACGACGAUGACAGCCAGGUGACAGGUGGCAAUUGCUUCACGUUCCCUCGAACCGACAAGGACAAUGGCGCAAAGCGAAAACAACGGCGAGCCGCAAGGUAGCAAGGGCGACGCAGCUAAACAAGCGGUGAGUGGCAGAGGCAGCAUUUCGACGCCGAGAGGCAGCGUCUCGCCCAAAGUAACCAGCGUGUCGACCCCGGCUCUCCUAGGCGAAUCUCCGUUUUGGGUUGAGCGAAUGCACGCUCUGCUCUACGUAGAUAUCUUGGGUUCCGAAGUGCGUCGCCUACGGCACACCGAUAAGCAUGGAGAAAGCAUUGUGAAGUUCGAUGAGGCCAUUACAUUCGUCGUCCCUGUAGAGGGCAAAGAAGAUAAGUUCGUAAUUGGACAAGGAAACGUCAUAGUGCUGGUGACUUGGGAUGGUCACGGCCAGAAACCCCCACGUGAAGUGUUGAUUCCUGUCGGACAAGGACGCAAAAACAAAGUCACUGUUGGCAAAGUGGAUCCUUCUGGACGUUUGUGGAUAGGCACGUCCGACCACCUGGAUCCAGAAGCCAGGUCGUCUUCCACAAGAGGCGGGCUGUUCAGCCUGGAUCGGGGCCGCCAACUGAAAAAGCACGUGGGAGACAUCUCCGGGUGUUACGGCCUGGAGUGGAGCCUCGACGGGAAGACGAUGUUUUUCGUCGAACCUUUGAAGAAAACUGUGGAUGCCUUUAAUUUCGAUGCAGAGAAGGGAGAAUUAUCAAACCGACGAGUUCUGCUCGAUUACACCAACAAGAUGAGAGGGGAACCGCGCGGCCUCACCAUCGACGAAGAAGGCAAGCUGUGGGUGGCUUCCUUCGGCGGCUCACAGGUGUUGCGAGUGGACCCCGAGUCGGGCGAGGUGAUGAAGCGGCUGCCCGUGCCUUGCCGUGACGUCACCAACGUGACGUUCGGCGGAGACGACGUGGAGGACCUGUUCGUGACGACGUGCUCCUCGCGCCUGGAGCCCAGCGAACGCAACGCCUAUCCCGGCUCGGGCACCACCUUCCGAGUCACCGACCUCGCCGUCAAGGGCACCAGGGCGCGCCACUUCCUCCUGUAGAGCGAGCUUCGGCUCUACGGGACGAGCAGAGCGGAGAGCAACGUUCUAGACCAUCUCGCUGUGGAAAACUUCGGGAGCACAAUGCGAAGACGGUCACGACGUGAACAACUCCAUCAUACUGCAGCGUUCAAAGCGAAGAGCAUUGCGUUUUGAACAAAGUUGCAAACAUUUCUAGCCCAAAGCUGUUUUUUUUCUGGAGCGUGUGGGAAGAAGCUCACAUGCCGAAUAAAGCUAGAGACAUUUCUGGCCAAUGCUAUUUCUUUUCGGGAUGUAAUGAGAAGAAAGCUGCAUUCUGGAUAAUGUUGCUGACGGUUUGGUCGCAAUGUUGCUGCCUAUAUAAAAUCGCAAUGAAACGAAGGCCGCAUUUGGCGCCAUGUUGUUUUCGCUUUCAUCACCACGCUUUCGUCACCAUCUUCAAAACGUAAAAGAAAGAAGGCUGCUGCAGGGCAAUGUUGCCUACGUUUUGGUGACCAUGUCAGCAACCUCACACGCAAUGAGGCGCCUCCUGAACAGCCGAAAUGUUAUUUAUCUCGGCUGCGCAUGUCAUCAUAUACGUCUUGUAAUGCGCUCAUAAUGAAGACAUAUGAUGCCUCUAUGUUACUUCUCAACGUUAGGUGCAUAAAGAUGGCCUCCGUUCAUAAAUUCUUAUAUUACGGUAUAUUUAUAUUGUGCAAUCUUCAUUACUCGUUAGUAAAAAAUCGCAGAAAGACAAUUUAUAAAUAGUCUCAAACUCGCUUUUGAAAAGCACAGUUUGAUUAACAAUAAAAAUUGAACGAAAAGAAAUUUAAAUGUCGUACGGAAGUGGAUCAUGAGAUAAAGAGAUAAAAUCAUGAAUAUAUUAGAUUCAAUUUGAACGGUUAUGUUGUUAUAUGCUUGCUUAUGAAUAGCUGUUGAAGUGUUACUUUUUUAAUGUCAGUGAAAUGCUGUAAGUUAAAGCAUCACAUCCGUAUUAUUAUUAAAAGACAGUAUGAGGCAGUGUAUUAAUAGAAACAAUAUGUCAUACGCCCUAUGAUUUUGUUGAGAAGAAACAAGUUUAUUUUUGUGUUAAGACUGUAACUUUUAAGAAUGUUUCUUUCAAUAAUAAAGGAUCGAACCCAGAGCAUAUUAUCAAUGUUAUUAACUUCUUAGGAACAUAAAUUCAAAAAUACGGAGUGAAUUUAAUAACCCUCGUAUCACAUUGUGCUUUAUAAAUGGGUUAGUCAACGUACUUUGCAGCAGUUGUCGUAAGUUUAAAGUUGAAUAACAACAGUUUGACAUGAAUCAGAAAUAUGUAUGAAUGGAGUAUAGAUUAAAU
This is a messenger RNA of Gryllus bimaculatus (two-spotted cricket), 2540 nucleotides long. The record is from the annotation of a GenBank genome assembly. Lineage: Eukaryota; Metazoa; Arthropoda; Insecta; Orthoptera; Gryllidae.